AAGUAUUAAACAAACAUCAUGGCUAAGUCAUCCACUAAAGAUAAGAAGGUUACCAAGAAGGUAGAAAAGAAGAAGGUUGAAUCUUCUUCAUCAGAAUCCGAAUCUUCUAGUGAAUCAAGCAGUAGUUCAUCAUCUGAAUCCGAAUCUGAAGAUGAAAGUUCUUCUGAUAGUGAAUCCAGUUCUUCUGAAUCCGAAUCUGAAUCCGAAGAAGAAAAGAAGGAAGCUAAGGUAGAAGAAAAGAAGGACGAAUCUUCAUCAUCUGAAUCCGAAUCAUCUUCAUCUGACAGUGAAUCUGACUCUGACUCUGAUUCUUCAUCUGACGAAGAAGAAGAAGAAAAGAAGGAAGAAAAGAAGGAUGAAUCAGACAGUGACAGUGACUCCUCAUCUUCAUCUGAAAGCGAGAGUGAUAGUGACUCCUCAUCUGAUGAAGAAGAAGAAGAAGAACCAAAGAAGCGUAAAGCUGACGAAGAAGAAUCAUCCGAAGAAUCAUCUGAAGAACCAGUUGCUAAGAAGGCUAGAACUGAUGAAACUGAUGAACCAGCUACUUUAUUUGUUGGUAGAUUAUCAUGGAACAUUGAUGACGAAUGGUUAAAGCGUGAAUUCGAACACAUUGGUGGUGUUAUUGGUGCUAGAGUUAUCAUGGAACGUUCCACUGGAAAGUCCCGUGGUUAUGGUUACGUUGACUUCGACAACAAGGACUCAGCUGAAAAGGCUUUAGUUGAAAUGCAAGGUAAAGAAAUUGACGGUAGACCAAUUAACUUAGACAUGUCUACUGGUAAGCCACAUGCAUCUAAAUCUAACGAUAGAGCUAAGCAAUUUGGUGACACUCCAUCUGCUCCAUCAGACACAUUAUUUAUUGGUAACCUUUCAUUCAAUGCUCAAAGAGACAACUUAUUUGAAAUCUUUGGUCAACACGGUACUGUUAUUUCAUGUAGAAUCCCAACUCAUCCAGACACCCAACAACCUAAGGGAUUCGGUUAUGUUCAAUUUUCAUCUGUUGAUGAAGCCAAGGCUGCAUUAGAAGCAUUGAACGGUGAAUACAUCGAGGGUAGAGCAUGUAGAUUAGAUUUCUCCGCUCCAAGAGAUAACGCUAAUGCUGGCGGUAAUCGUGGUGGCUUCGGUGGUAACCGUGGUGGUAGAGGUGACUUCGGUGGUAACCGUGGUGGUAGAGGUGGAUUCGGUGGUAAUAGAGGUGGCCGUGAAAGAUCAUUUUCUCCAAGACCAACCACUGAAUUUAAGGGUACUAAAAAGACAUUUGAUUAGAGGUGAAUUGUAUUUCUAAGUUUUUGCAUUUUUAUUAUAUCAGUUCUGUUUUUUAUAUUAUUUAGUAUUUUUUUGUUUAAUAUUAAGACAUUUAUUUGUGAAAUUAGUUUGACC
Molecule: messenger RNA, 1377 nt
Organism: Spathaspora passalidarum NRRL Y-27907
Lineage: Eukaryota; Fungi; Ascomycota; Pichiomycetes; Serinales; Debaryomycetaceae
Exons: 1
Coding region: 19-1263 (414 amino acids)
Cellular component (GO): cytosol
Molecular function (GO): mRNA binding
Source: RefSeq, a predicted model, not a curated record